GAUGAUGAUAUUUCUUUCGCUGGCCCUCAUGAUGCAGCUUCACCUGGGAUUUCACCCUUUGCCACGUUAGGUUUCUUCACCUUUUCCAAGUGCUUUUCUCUCUAUCUGACCAUAGGCAUUUCUUCUUGUCUUUCCCCAGCUCAUAGACACAUCCUGUCCCUCGUCUUGGAAAUUGUUCCUUUGGCCCCCUCCAAUACACAUGUUCUUUGUAUUCUGUUGCCUGUCUCCCUUCCCUUGGAGAUCUGCAUGGCCCAGACCCAGUUACGCAUGUGCAUAUGGUCCGAGCUUAGGAUCUGUAGUCGACUUCGUUGUGCAAACGGCCGCUCUUACGAGUACACAUUGAAACCUCCUAUGAGCUGAACCAGAAUCACCAUGUCUACCUCCAACCCUCUCCCCGAUCGGUCGCAACAGGAGGAACAGAUUCCUCAAGUUGUCCUCGAGGAAGCCACCGCAGUGGCGGCAGCAAACCAAGAGGAGGCAGGCGACUUGGGAAACAUAAACACCGCUGCGUCCUCGCCAGAGAGCCAUGUUCGACAUCAUGGCGGCACAUCUCCCCACCUAGACGAAGUUCCUGCGCCAGCCUACAAUGCCGACCAGUACGAACACUUGGACAUCAGUCAGAAUGGGCUGGAUACGUCCGCCCAAGUCAGCAGUAAUGGCAGAAUCAACAUCAAUAUCAAUCAGCGGAGCAAAAAGCUCACGAACCUCCUUAUACCGGCCCUACGGCACCAAUUGGACAUCCAGAAGCAAAAGGCGACCGCUCAGCCGCAAAUACCAGAGGGCCUCGGGGAAACAGACGAUGGAUUACCUCCAUCUCCUAUGAACAUUGUGAUCCAGAUCGUGGGUAGCAGAGGAGAUGUCCAACCCUUUGUCGCAUUGGGCCAGGUGUUGAAGAACAAGUACAACCACCGAGUCAGGAUAGCCACGCAUCCCACAUUCAAGGAAUUUGUCACCGAAAAUGGCCUCGAAUUCUUCAGCAUUGGUGGAGAUCCAGCAGAACUCAUGGCGUUUAUGGUGAAAAACCCUGGGUUGAUGCCUGGAAUCGACUCUCUCAAAAGUGGCGAUGUAGGCAAACGAAGAAAGGGCAUCUACGAAAUCGUCACGGGGUGUUGGCGAUCGACUAUUGAAGCUGGAGAUGGAACGGGCGUGCAGGUGUCCGAUGACACCCAUUCAUUCGACAGCGCCAUCUCCUUCGGUGCAGAUCCGAACUUCAAACCUUUUGUAGCAGAUGCCAUUAUUGCAAAUCCUCCCAGUUUUGCUCAUGUCCACAUUGCUGAGAAGUUAGGUGUUCCCCUUCACCUCAUGUUUACAAUGCCAUGGUCUCCAACACAGUCCUUUCCGCAUCCACUUGCGAACAUUGUCUCCUCAAACACCGACGCCAAUAUGGCCAACUUUGUCACAUAUGCUUUGGUGGACAUGCUGACUUGGCAAGGAUUGGGAGAUGUUAUCAACCGAUUCCGAGAGAGAAGUCUCGGCCUGGAGCCUAUCAGUAUCAUGUGGGCGCCAGGUAUGACCAGCCGGCUUCGGAUUCCCUGGACGUACUGCUGGUCCCCCGCUCUUAUACCUAAGCCGGCCGACUGGGGAAGCUAUAUCGACAUCUCGGGCUUCUUUUUCCUGAAUCUUUCCACCAAUUAUAUGCCGGCGGAGGAAUUAGCAAACUUCCUGGCUGCCGGUCCACCUCCUGUCUAUAUUGGUUUUGGCUCAAUUGUCGUUGAUGACCCCAAUGCGAUGACUAGGAUGAUCUUCGAAGCAAUCAAGAAAACAGGUCAACGAGCCCUUGUGUCCAAGGGGUGGGGUGGCCUCGGCGCAGACCAAUUAGGCAUUCCAGAAGGUGUCUUCAUGCUGGGCAAUUGCCCGCAUGAUUGGCUGUUCCAGCACGUUUCAUGUGUGGUUCACCACGGUGGUGCUGGAACAACUGCAGCUGGAAUUCUUGCCGGUAGGCCGACUGUUGUGGUGCCUUUCUUCGGUGAUCAGCCGUUCUGGGGCUCGAUGACAUAUCGUGCCGGUGCAGGACCUAAGCCAGUUCCCUACAAGACCUUGACUGCGGACAAGCUUGCGGAGUCAAUAAUGGAAGCUUUAAAGCCUGCGUCUCUGGAGCAAGCGAAAGAGCUGAGCAUGAAAAUCAAAUCGGAAAAGGGCACAGAGGCUGGCGCAGAAUCUUUUCACAAGCAAUUACACCUGUCUGAUCUGCGAUGCUCGCUAGCUCCGACUCGGACCGCUGUCUGGCGAGUAAAGCGAACGGACAUUCGCCUUUCGCCACUUGCAGCAAUCGUUCUCGGAAGCGAAGGUCUACUUGACUUCUCGGACCUGAAAUUAUACCGACCUCGAGAGUAUGAAACAGAAGAUGGUCCAUGGGAGCCAAUCUCUGGCGGCGCUGCAGCUUUGAUGGGAACAAUUGGAAAUCUCUCUAUGGGUGUCGCCGAUUUCCCAGUGGAGAUAUUGAAGUCACUAAAGACAGCCAGUAGUGACCUAAAAGAUCUACAUGAGCGAAAAAACUCGCCCCCUGGAUCGUCCACUCCUACUACAACUUCUGAACGCGUAUCAAACGGAGAUGUAUCAAGCACAGUUGACGCCGCCUCUGAAGACCAGUCUGGCGUCGCCUCGAGUGCAACCACCCAAGUAGGGCAGGAAACCCCCUCUGGCUCAUCACGACCAUCAGCCAUGUCGACUGUAUACGCGCCAGAUGGCAGCACAAGAAGCUCAUCCCACCAUCGUCAUUGGUCUCGCAGUGGGCGCCAUUCACGGUCCAACUCUGGUUCGCCGAAGCCUGGACAUCGUACACAUUCACCCGCUUGUGAAGAAGUAGGGCAGAUAUCACUAGACACCGCUAUGACUGGAGCAAGAGCCGUGGGAAAGAUUGUGUCUGCUGGUGUCAAAUCGCCAAUGGACUUCACCUUGUCGCUGGCAAAGGGUUUCCACAACGCUCCGAAGCUAUACGGUGAUGAAACGGUUAGGAAGAGCGAGAAGAUUGUGGAUCUCAACUCUGGUCUGAAAGCGGCUGGCAAGGAAUUCGGCUACGGCUUCUACGAUGGUAUCACCGGCCUAGUGACCCAACCUCUGGCGGGCGCGAAAAAGGAGGGAGCCGCGGGCUUCUUCAAAGGAGCGGCGAAAGGCAUUGGAGGCCUGGUCCUCAAGCCAGGCGCCGGUAUAUGGGGUCUUCCAGGAUACACCGCAAAAGGCAUUUAUGCUGAAGUCGCCAAGCACUUUGGCAGUUCUGUACAAAACUAUAUCAUCGCUGCCCGAACAGCUCAAGGUUUUGAUGAAUGGAAGAACAGUACGCCGGAAGAGAGAGAAUCGAUUGUUCGAGCGUGGAAGGAUGGCAAGCUCGAAACCCGUAAAGGUGGGCGGUUGUACGGGGAGGAACGUAAAGUAGCCAUCGAGCAACAUAUCCUCACCAAGACGCACAGCGAUUCCGUUGAGUUGAUCCACGGAUUCAAGAACACCAAACAUCUCAGCUGGGAUGAACGGAAAGCUCUCGACGAGAAGCGGCAACAGCUCAAGAAGGAACAGAAAGAGCUUGAGCGUCGUGAGAAGGCAAUCAAGAAGGAGGAGAGAAAGCAAACAGGCAGAAUCAAAAGUCGGUGCAAGUUCUGCCCCUUCGAUCACGAGAGUAGCCAACACCUCAACCAUACUCGAUCAUUGUCGAGUAUCAGUUCCAGUCUUGAUCAUCCUGCGAAGAGUCAGGAAAACAUCGGAGAUGAUCCAGAAUAUGAGGAAGCCAUCCAGAGAGCAAUCACGGAAACCAGUAAAGGAAAUCGCUCAGAGGAUGCAGUCAUUGAGAGAGCGCUGCGUGCCAGUCUGCGCGAGCUGCACAAUGCGCCAUACCGAGGUAGUAUCCAAAGCGACGAAGCUUUCAAGACGGCAGUACGGGCAAGUCUGAAGGAGUUCAAGCGUGCACAGGCGGAACGGUCUUCUCAAGAGACUGGAGUUGUGCCCAUCGAGGAAGGAGAAGACGAAGACGAAGCAGAAGCCGACCAUCACGAUGCUGUACUCGAACGGGUCUUGACGAAAAGUCUGGAAGAGUACAGGGCGGCUCAAUCGGCCCAAGAGGGCUCACAGCACCCGUCUGCCGACCAUCUAGACUACAGUGAUUCGGGGAUUGACACGGACUAUGAUGAGGACUUCAAACGUGCUAUCGAAGAGAGCAAAAGACUCCACAGUGAAAACGAGCAAACGAAGAAAGAUCUUGCCGUGAGGGAGGCGAGGCUGCUCGAGAAUGAAGGUGGUGGAGAAGUGUCUUCGGGGUUGAAUGCUGAGUCUGCCGAAACCCACGGUGAUGAGGAUGAGCUGAAGAGAGCCAUCACUGCAUCUGAAGAAGAUGAAAAGGCGCGACGGGAUGAGCUGACCAAGCAGCAGACCGAGGAACAAAUUGUGUUGGAGUACGUCAAGAAGCAGAGUUUACUGGAGGAGGAGAUAAAGAAGAACAAGGACGCCCAAAAUGUCUCUACUACUUCCGAGUGAGGAUGUUUCGAAAGGAACGUGGCUUGUUGUUUACUUUUUGUCGGGCUCGGAACGCGAAAGGAAAGGAAUGCCAAAUGCCAAAUGACAAAUGACGACGAUACCCAACGAGCAUAUAGCAGUGCUAUCCCUAUUUUGCUUUUAGAUAUAUACACGAGGGUCAUGGGCAUACGACGCGAUCAUGAACUAAUAACGAAUGAAUUGAAUGAUGA
Molecule: messenger RNA, 4670 nt
Organism: Exophiala oligosperma
Lineage: Eukaryota; Fungi; Ascomycota; Eurotiomycetes; Chaetothyriales; Herpotrichiellaceae
Exons: 1
Coding region: 373-4461 (1362 amino acids)
Biological process (GO): carbohydrate metabolic process
Molecular function (GO): UDP-glycosyltransferase activity; hexosyltransferase activity
Source: RefSeq, a predicted model, not a curated record